CUUACGGCAGCCGCGUACACAAUCAUUAUAAAAUAAUAAAAUAGUAUAUACUUCCGUUCAAAUUCAAAUCUCACCCCUUUUGAGUGUGUCCUCGCAUUUCAUUUGUGCCUUCUCCUCCGUCGUUUCCACCACCACAAACGCCACCGCCCCCCGCCAUCCCGCCAUCACAAUCUGUAACGAAGCAUAAGAGAAGAGAGGAGAAGAGGCAAUGGAAGCCAAGAUCGGCAACUUCUUCGACUCAGUCACUGCCUUCUUCGGCGGCGGAGACCACAUCCCCUGGUCCGAUCGCGAUACCAUCUCUGGCUGUGAGAGGGAAGUUGCAGAGGCUGUGAACGGUGUCUCAGAUGAACUCAAGAGUGAAUGCAUUAUGCGGUUAUCCUGGGCCCUCGUUCAUUCCAGACAACCAGAAGAUGUGCAGCGUGGGAUAGCUAUGCUUGAAGCCUCACUAGCCAACAGUAGCGGUCCAUUGCAAAAGAGGGAAAAACUUUAUCUUUUGGCUGUUGGAUAUUACCGAAGCAGUGAAUAUCCAAGGAGCAGGCAGCUUGCAGAACAAUGUUUGGAGAUUGCACCUGAUUGGAGGCAGGCUUUGACGCUCAAGAAGACUGUUGAAGAUCGAAUUGCCAAAGAUGGUGUUAUUGGAAUUGGGAUUACUGCUACUGCUGUAGGACUUAUAGUUGGUGGGAUUGCUGCAGCUUUGGCUCGAAAAGGUUGAUUACGAGUAACAUAGUACUGCCAUAAUUUCCUCCGGUUACAUCCUUUUUUGCUUUUCCCUUCCUUUUUUGUGAAUUUUUUUUUUUUUUUUGGAUUGAAUAAUCGUAGGAGUAGGAAUUCCCUAUCAGUUGGUCUGAUUCUGUAGAUUUUGGUGUACUCGGUCAAUAAAUAUAGAUGAGCCAUUUUCAUUUCAAAUCAUGUUAUUUAGCUGUGGAUAAGCUUUGUUGCAAAGGCGAUGAUUGGUGCAACUCUCCCUCCUGGGAUAAUGAUAUUCUCUUUAGCUUUUCCA
Messenger RNA from Rhododendron vialii, 1000 nucleotides. RefSeq names its product mitochondrial fission 1 protein A-like. The record is from RefSeq and is a predicted model, not a curated record. Lineage: Eukaryota; Viridiplantae; Streptophyta; Magnoliopsida; Ericales; Ericaceae. Gene Ontology annotation, cellular component: peroxisomal membrane; mitochondrial outer membrane. Gene Ontology annotation, biological process: peroxisome fission; autophagy of mitochondrion; mitochondrial fission. Bases 209 to 712 code for a protein of 167 amino acids. The transcript has 5 exons. Gene Ontology annotation, molecular function: protein binding.